AUAUCAAAACCACAACCAGCAACCCAGUUACCCGGUUUCAUUGGCAAGUUAUCUGCCCGGUAUGCCACUUUACGCGCCUUCGUACGCGAACCCGAGAACUUUGUCCAGCUGGAUGGUUGGUAUGCCUUCAAACACGUCGUUGAAUGCCAGACCGAAGCGAAAACAUGCUCGUAAAAAUUCGCUAUAUUCUGUACGACAUCACAGACCCAAGCAACCGUCCUUUUCAUCAUCCUCCGCAGGGCCAAUACAGCAGCAGCACGUUUCGCUUAGCGCCUUUGCAUCAUCACUAAAUAACACAACACCAUCCGCACUUCCAUCACCUCAACCACAACUCCAAAGCAAAAGCACACCGCUCCUUACGUUCAGUAGCAGCACCGACACCACAGGAAGAGGGGCAGACGACGAAGAUAACGGCACUGACGCUCCCCUCCUACUCUUGAACGAUAAGUUCAAGCCUAAAUCACAAAAGUUGUUAUGUCUAUGGCCCUUGCCUGUGAUUACUCGAUACAUCAUCGGCAUAUCGCUCAUUGUCUCGGCACUCAACUUUUUGGGCUUCUUCCACCUAAAGUGCUCCUCUCCUUCGUUCGUGAUCCACCGACUCGAAAUUGCCAAUCUCUUGCUGUCGCCCUUUCUUUUCACCGGCUCGCUCCACACGUUCUUUUUGUUUGCAUGGAACAUUUUAAUUCUCGGGCUGUUUGAAGAAUCUUUGGCACACAUGUUGGGCGGCACCCGCAGAUUCGUCAAAGUAUUGGUUGGCAUCAUACUUUCCGUUUGCAUGAUCAGACAAGGAAUCGGUUACCUUUUUUCGAAAUCAACCGGAUUUGCAGUUCCUUCUCUGUUCUUCAGUGACUCGUUGCACGAAUGUAACCAAGGCCUUGCACCAUUCCUUUUUGCAUUGCUUAUUGUACAGUCGCUGAGCAUCGGUGACAAAUAUAUCCUGAUGUAUGGCCCGGAGGAUUCAAACCAAAAGAUCACGGUAUGCAAGGUAGCACUUCAGCUACUCAUGUGUCUACUCAACUACACUGUCAAGAACAUCCUAUGGUGGUCGUUGACUGGCCUGUUGACGGGCUACAUCAUGACGAUUGUUAUCCAGACGUGUCUUGCUCGCGAGCGUACAUGGCUCGACGAACGGCCAGAAGAAAAUGAUGAAGAAGAUAAGCAAGAAAAACAACUCUCGUUUCUUGUUGGCCAGCAACGACAGCAACAACAACAACGAGAAAAGGAAAAGACGACGACGGCGAUGGACGAACCAUUUGUAUACCACCGACGAAUGCCCUUCUGGCGUGUUCUAUUGUCUGCUGUCAAAAAGGGUGCCAUUGUAGUCAUGAUCACGUUGCCUGUCUUGCUCAUGUGCAACGCCUAUUAUACCCGGGAAACCUUUGUCGAUCCAACUGUGUUGAAUCAGGUGACCCACGAUCGCUAUAUGUUCACUUUUGUCGUCAUGACCGCACCUCGCCGUGGAGAUCCGGCCUAUCUCUCCCGCACCUUGGAAUCCUACCUUGCCAAUUGGCCUGCGGAUCCGGUUCCUGGAUCAUUGUACGAUCGAGUCCAGGGUUUGGUGUACACGCACUUCACCAAUCACACCCAGUACGACGUCGCCAAGAACCGAUUCUCGAAUGAUCUCAAGGGCCAGCGCUAUCUCAAGUGGGUUCGUGAAGACGGCGACAUGUUUGACCAGCGGUUGCAUGUCAGCAAGGCCCUGAGUCUCGCCGCCGAUAACUAUCAGAGCACAUAUAUUGCUCUCUUGGAAGACGAUUUUCCCGUCUGCGGUGAAAACGAAUGGCGUCAGAUUGAAAAUGUCGUAUAUGCCGCUAACCAGCGUGUCCCUGGGCACUGUGGCGUGUUUGUUGGUACCGGUGGCAGGUAAGCUAUCUAUCAGGCCACUUGUUCUAUCAAAAAAGGGGAAGCAGAGGUACUGAUCCUUUAUAUGCUGCCUUUCUCCUCUAUGAAAUGAAACAGUGGAUUGUUCAUGAAGCCCA
Molecule: messenger RNA, 1979 nt
Organism: Zychaea mexicana
Lineage: Eukaryota; Fungi; Mucoromycota; Mucoromycetes; Mucorales; Lichtheimiaceae
Exons: 2
Coding region: 62-1867 (601 amino acids)
Source: RefSeq, a predicted model, not a curated record